Messenger RNA from Spirometra erinaceieuropaei, 810 nucleotides. The record is from the annotation of a GenBank genome assembly. NCBI's taxonomy places the organism in Eukaryota, Metazoa, Platyhelminthes, Cestoda, Diphyllobothriidea, Diphyllobothriidae.
AUGCGUUCCCACUGGGAUAAACUAAACCCUCGGGAGAUCCGCCACCUGGACUACAUCUCCCAUUUCACCAUUGACAUCCGCCACAUUGAUGGCACGAAGAAUGAGGUGGCUGACGCACUGUCCAGGCCCUCUAUCGCCCACCUUCAGCUUUCAUCUGGGAUCGACCUCAAUGAGAUGGCCGCUGAACAACGCCGUGUCGAUGCACCCUGUGAUGAGGAUGUUUCCGGACUCCAACUUCAGGAAGUACUACUGACAACUGGCAACGGCACCAUUUUAUGCGACGUAUCCACCCCUUCUCAUCGUUCAUUUGUGCCACCAUCCCUCCGCCGCAAAGUUUUCUACUCCCUGCACAAUCUCUCUCACCCCGGGAGUCCAGCAACCGACAAGCUGGUUUCCGACCGCUUCGUCUGGUCUGGAAUGCACAAGGACCUGGACGCAUGGACACGGGCGUGUCUCGGCUGUCAACGGAAUAAGGUCCAACGGCACAACAACGCUCCAAUUGGCACCUUCCCUACUCCCUUUCAUCAACCACCAACACUGUAUCCGCGAGCUAUACUCACUCUAGCCCUGUGCCCCCUGUAUAUAUCACCCGUAGUGGACGGCAUGUUCAUUUUCCUGAUCCUUUGUCUACUCAUGUUUUAUAGACAUCAACAAUUCAUUCUGCGUCGCUACUCGCCACCUUCGGGCCAACCGGGGGAUACUGUGGCAGUUCGCGUCUCCUUGCCCCCACCAGCCUUUGUCACGCUGCUUUACUGUCCGCUUCACACUCCUUGUCUAUACGCCGUUGGGAGGCGCGGGGCUUGUCAAUAA